Molecule: messenger RNA, 716 nt
Organism: Triticum aestivum (bread wheat)
Lineage: Eukaryota; Viridiplantae; Streptophyta; Magnoliopsida; Poales; Poaceae
Exons: 1
Coding region: 86-322 (78 amino acids)
Source: RefSeq, a predicted model, not a curated record
ACCACAAGAGCUCGCUAAUAAUCCACCGCAAUAAGCAGAUAACCAACCUCCGUCCGCGCAAUCUCUCAAUCUUCCACAGGCAUCAAUGGCGGGCGCAAGGAACAACGAGCUGCGCAUGACCCUGCUCGGCCUGGCCCUGCUGGGGCUCCUGCUGCUGAGCCACACCGCGGCUCCGGUGGAAGCCGCCGCGGGCGUGCAGGAGAACAGCUUCUCCAUGAACGGCGCCGGUGGCCGCAGUCUCAACAGCUUCAGCAUGAACACCGCCGAGAGCGCUGAGGUCGCCAAGGGGGGGAAGGCCAAACCCGCCGCCGGCGACUUCUGAUCGACGACCCUCCGCCCGCCGCCGUCGAGUACUAAUUAAAUAAUUUAUCCUCCGGUUACCUCGUGCUUGCAUGCAUGCGUGCAUGGCUCGUGCGGUGGGCGCGCAGGAUCGAUCGAUCGGCCGGCCACCCAGAGCUCCUGCAUGCACGCGCGUGAAUGCUGCCUCGUUUGAUUAGGUAUCGUGAUUUUUGUUUGUGUGUGUAAUUUGGAUGUGCAGAUGCAGUGCAUGUGCUGCACCCAUCCGUUGUGUUCUUCAGUGUAAGGGCCGUCUGUUCUUUCGUACGUGGCCUCAUUGAUCAUUAUGAAAGUUAUUAUAUUACUAGUAAAUGUGCCCGUGCGGUUGCUAUGGGUUGAUUGGGGAAAAAAAUUCUUCAAUAUCAUUUUUGUUCUCGUGA